Messenger RNA from Heterostelium album PN500, 1068 nucleotides. It is a transcript of the gene mnat1, whose product is annotated as CDK-activating kinase assembly factor MAT1. Gene Ontology annotation, biological process: regulation of transcription by RNA polymerase II; regulation of cyclin-dependent protein serine/threonine kinase activity; DNA repair. The record is from RefSeq and is a predicted model, not a curated record. The transcript is spliced from 5 exons. Gene Ontology annotation, cellular component: transcription factor TFIIH holo complex. Bases 1 to 1068 code for a protein of 355 amino acids. Lineage: Eukaryota; Evosea; Eumycetozoa; Acytosteliales; Acytosteliaceae.
AUGAGUGUAAAUGAUGAUGAAUGUAUCAGUUGUAAAAGUAGUACUUAUGUUAAUCCUAAUAUGAAGUUAUUGUCUGCACCAUGCGGACAUAAAUAUUGUGAAACAUGUGUAGAUGCAAACUUUAAGAAGGAUCAAGUAAUGAUUUGUAUUGAAUAUGAUUCAUCGGUGGACAAAGAAAACUCUGUUCGGAAAAAUGUACUAAAGGUAUUUAACAAACGACAAGAUAAUUUCCCAUCACUUUUAGAGUAUAACAAUUAUUUAGAAAUGAUAGAAGAUAUAGUGUUUCAAUUGUUGGAUGGUGGAGAUGAAGCUGCAUUGGCAAAACAGAGAAUGAAAGAAUAUGAGCGAAUGAAUCAACAAUCGAUUGCAGAGAAUAAAGCAAAGAAAGAGAAUGAGGAUAAGAAGGUUGAACAAACGAUAGAGAAGGAGCAACAGUUGUUGCUGGAGAAGCGAAAUUUCUAUAGGAUGCAAGACCAGCAGGAACUGGCGGCAAAGCAAGCCGCCACAUUGAAGACAAUGAACGAUCUGGCAGAGGGUAAGAUCUCUGCCAAAGAUGUUCGUGAGAUCGACAAGAAGAACAAAGAGAACGAAGAGAACAAACAACAACAGGAAUCAUUUGAAGAGGCUGCACGCGCUGCCGCAGCAGCUGCUGCCAAGAGAGCAGAGAGUGCAUCAUCUAUUUUAGGUGAUGAUAUACCAAAUACAAUGAAUAACAAUAAUAAUAACAAUAACAAUAACAAUAAGUUUACAUAUCAAGUUUCUAAACCAAUGGUUGGAGGACCUCAACCUGUAGCACAAGCACAACAGGUAGAUGGACAACAAGCACAACAACAGAAAGCAUUCUUCUCACUACCUGCACCACUUGAACAUUUCAAAUACGAUGAACUUGCACUCAAGAAUCUUAUUCCGACACAAGCGCAAUCGGAUGCAGCUGGAUUCAAGCAAAUACAUAUCAAACAACGAGCAUUUGAAGAGGCAUUCGGUUCAAUUUCACUGACGAGAUAUUUAAAUAUCAAAUCAAAUAGUAAUGAUCAAUUGAUUUAUACUUCAAUUUAUUUUUUGUUAUAA